AGCCAAUUGUGUAGCUUUGUGCUAAAAGAAACAAACCAAAAUCGUUUAUUGCGAUUUUGUAUAAACUUUAAAUUUUCCGAAGGUGUAACGUCGAUGAAUCAUAUGCGGUGACGUUGCAAAGUCCCACCCUCAUCUGUUCGCUCAUACAAAUAUGGCGCCUACAGGCGAGAGAACGAUAGAUUAUUUUCAGAUAGAUGAAUCUAAAAAUGAAACCGAAGGCGAAAGUGUUUGGUCAACAAUCUUGAGCCAAGUUCAUGCCAGUUCACCAAACAAGCUACCCUCGUGUAAACUUCUUUUAACUUUAGGGGAUGAUGAAUCGGGGAAAACUUCACUGAUUGCUAAACUGCAAGGGAAUGAAGACCCAAAAAAGGGCUCAGGACUAGAAUAUUAUUAUAUUUUUAUUAGGGAUGAAUACAGGGAUGAUCACACACGUCUUGGAGUGUGGGUUCUUGACGGAGACUCGUGGCACAGGAAUCUCCUCAAGUAUGUUGUGAAUGAAAACACUUUCCCCCACACCACAGUUCUCCUGACAGUAUCUAUGACUCAGCCAUGGAUUAUGAUGGAGUCUUUGGAGAACUGGACUGCAAUCUUAGAAGAAAACCUCGAUAGGCUAAAUCUAGACCCUGAGUUUUUGGAAGAACAAAAACGAAAAUCCCUAAAACGAUUCCAAGAAUAUAUUGAACCAGGAGAUGUAGUAGACAGUAUAACAUCUUUAAAAAAAGGAACAGGACCUGAACAAGAUACCAUAAAUUUACCAUUAGAUGAAAAUGUACUAACCCACAACCUUGGAGUUGAUGUAAUUGUAGUUGUUACCAAAACUGACUAUAUGUCCAUCCUAGAAAAAGACUAUGACUACAAAGAUGAACAUUUUGAUUUUAUUCAACAAGCACUGAGAAAGUUUUGUUUGCGAUGUAUCCUUUUAUGUCUGUAUAUAUAUAUAUUUCUUCUAAUACAAUGGAUUCUCAAAUUGUGCCCAUCUGGGUGGGAUAACAACAACAAAAUUUCCAUUUUAUACGAAAACAUCACGUCAGUUAGUCCCGAUAGUCGAUACUCAGAUGUAAUCAUUAAGCCAAUUAUUCGAAAGCCAAUUCAACGAGAAAUGGAAGUUACAACUGAAGAUGAUCAGACAUUUCUAGUAAAACAGCAGGCUCUUCUUAGCCAACAAGUGCCAACCAGUGGUAGACCUCCAGAGCCAGCUAUUAGAAGCCCAGCAGGAGUACAGAAGACAUCAGACAGAAGGUUAUCUGGUUCUCCAAUUGGGCAGGGUUCACCAAAAACGCUUGAUGGAGCCAAAGCAGCUGCUGGAAAUGAAGGAGUUUUACAAAACUUUUUUAACAGCCUACUGAGCAGAAAGACUGGGCCUGGAUCAGGGUCACCUGUGUCACCUCGAACUUCAGAUAAAUCAGCAGUUAGGAAUGAUGCUGCUGCAGAAUUAGAUCGCAUGACAAGAACCAAAGUGCCCUUGGCUCCAAACCCUUCAACACCUAAUUCAACCGAGGCUGGGUCUUCUUCAGGGUCACAGUCAUAAAUUCAAAUCUAAUUCAGUUCUUUGGAGUAUGUGGCAGCUUUUGAGUCAUUGUGAAAGUGUUUAUUUCUACUAAAAGCGUACUUUAUUGAACAUAACUAUUAAAAAAAAGGAAAGAGGUGAGAGCAGCUGGUGUAUUUUUAUGGAGAAUGGUGCUUUCCCUCUGUAUUGAAAUAUAUUUGUACUCUUUCCAUGAGAACAAUUCCAAGAAAAAAAAUUGAAAUGGUGAAAUUUGCAAACAAAAUAAAAAUGUAGACAACCAUUAUGGACUUUUAUAUUCAUUUGUUAUUAAAUGUGGACUCUUCCCAGUGUAUUUAGAAUGCAAAAUAGAAAAACACCUAAGCCUAAUAAUUUAACAUCUCUUACGUUAUUGUUUAGAAAAAAAGUGUAUAAAGAAAAAUAUAUAUAUAUAUAUAUAGUCAUGGCUAUUAUUCUGUGGUCAUUUUCAGUUACUUUUAGCUGAUAUUUUGUAUGAUUGAGACUUAACUUGGGAAUUUAAAAAUAAACUUCAGGAACCUUUUAGUGAUAAAGCAGCUUACAAUCACUUGAAGUGCAUACAGUGGUAAUUUACUCCAGUUUGUAGUACUUAAUAAGAGUGUGGAUUUAUAUGAUCUAGCAUCUCCAGCAUAUUAAAUUACAGGCAUAAGUUUAGAUAAACCAAUUUUUUAUGAUAAUGUAUAAAAGAUUUUCUGUGAAAUAUAACAUUAGUACCUCUAAUUACUGUUUCUUUUGUAAAAAAACUUUUCUAUUUCAACUAAAAGGUAUGGAACAGAUUUGAAUUUUUAUUAUAUAAUAAAAAAUAUUUUUCUAUUGAGAAAGAAAUUUUUAAAGCAAAUGGAAAGGCAUUUAAUUUUGAAUUAUCAAUAAUUUCUUUUCUGGUUCUUUUUAUUCAAAGGGUUGUAAAAAAUCAAAGUGUAAUUUGUAUAUUUCAGUAUGAGACAAUACAAUACAUAAUUUUGAUAGAGUGUUCUAAUGAUUGAACUGUGUACUGUAAGAUUUAUCUGAAUAACUUGCACAGUUGAGGAAAAUUCAGGUUAAAUACUCUUGUUGUCUUCACGGUUCUGUAGAUCACUGUGAUUUUGUUAUUUGAUUCUUAGGGUUCUGUUGAUAUAUGUAUUAUUGCGGGAUGUUUUAAUGUCUUGUAAUCCGAUUUCACUGUGAUAUCUUUAAUUCUCACUGUUCUUCAGUAUUAGUGUAAUGGCUAUCAGUUCAAACAGUCAGCAUGGCUUCAAAUUAUGUUGUAAAAUUAUAGCCACCCUGUUUUCUUUUGCAAUGACUAUUAACUGAGUUGCAUAUUUUCGAGUUAUGGUAUUAGUUUAUGUAAUAGUGAGCCAACCUUAACAAGUAGAGGUCUGAAAGUUAUUGUAUUUCAAACAUCAGUUAACCAGUUUGACAAAUGUGAAAGUUAAGCUCCCUGUACUUUCUUAAACUAAAAGCAUAAAAGUGUUAAUAUAAAUCAAUCUAUUAAUCAACAUUAGCCUCGUUUGUUUGUAAAAUUUUUAAAAAGUGUGAAAAAGCAAAAUUUGUAUGUAAUCUACAUGCUUUGUUUAAAAGAAAAUGUAAUUACUGUCAUUCCUCUUAACUAUAGUAGUAGUAGCUGUUAUAUGCUAGGAUGCAGUGUUGACUCAAUGAAUUUUGAUUAUUUAAUAAAUAGUUCUGCUUGAGGGUGUCUGAAUUGUCUAAAAAUUGGAGCUGAUAUUUUAUCAAAUUUUCCUGAAAGUUAAUUUUUAGAAAUCAAGAAUUGAAGGCUUAGUGUUUCCUAUAUUUGUUAAUGGUUUCAAAUUCUUGACAAGUAAUUUGUUUUCAGCUGCGAUUGGAAGAAAUUGUUCAACAAAAGUAAUUUGUCUGUAAAUUUUUUAUUACUAAUUAAACUCGGUGUUGUUGUAUUA
Molecule: messenger RNA, 3414 nt
Organism: Limulus polyphemus (Atlantic horseshoe crab)
Lineage: Eukaryota; Metazoa; Arthropoda; Merostomata; Xiphosura; Limulidae
Product: cytoplasmic dynein 1 light intermediate chain 2-like
Exons: 12
Coding region: 152-1528 (458 amino acids)
Biological process (GO): microtubule-based movement; microtubule cytoskeleton organization
Cellular component (GO): centrosome; cytoplasmic dynein complex
Molecular function (GO): dynein heavy chain binding
Source: RefSeq, a predicted model, not a curated record